Molecule: messenger RNA, 2960 nt
Organism: Labeo rohita (rohu)
Lineage: Eukaryota; Metazoa; Chordata; Actinopteri; Cypriniformes; Cyprinidae
Product: GTPase IMAP family member 9-like
Exons: 3
Coding region: 198-1712 (504 amino acids)
Molecular function (GO): GTP binding
Source: RefSeq, a predicted model, not a curated record
GCUGCUGUUCGCUCUGUUUUUCUAUUGACCAAAUCUUCGACAUGUUUCAUUUAAAGAGUAUCAUUUCUUAACAUUUUGUGCUGGAUUUUUUUUUUUUUUUUUUUUCUUAGAAGUGUUAUUCUUGUGAUCUGUCUCACUUUCACUAAAGACAUUGUUUUCAGCCUUCAAUUAAGGAUCAACCUUCAACACCUACAGAGAUGUCAGCGAUCUGCCUCAGUCCAGAUGAUCCAGAGAUCCGGAUUCUUCUGAUGGGCAGAUUUGGUUCUGGGAAAAGCUCAUCUGGAAACACAAUAGUGGGAGAAAAGAAGUUUCAAAUUAGAAAGCAUGAGACUGAUGUUUUUGAGGGUCAAACACAGAUCAGUGGGAAGCAGGUGCAAGUGUUUAUUUCUCCAGAUCCACUGGAUCCAGAUCUGAAUGAAGAGCAGCUGGAGCAGAUGAAAGACACGCUGGUCUCUCAAUGUUCAGCAGGUCUCAGUGCAGUUCUGCUCACAGUUCCUCUACUGGAACCUGUGCAAAAUGAGGAAGAGAUGCUGGAUUAUAUGAAGUGUUUAUUUGGUCCUGAAGUUCAGAAAUACAUCAUGAUUCUGUUCACACGUGGAGAUGAGCUGGAGGAGCUGGAUCAGACCAUUCAUGAAUAUCUACAGAAGGAAAGUAAUGCAGAUGCCCAGCAACUGGUGAAUAAAUGUGGAAGAAAGUUUCACUGUUUCAAUAACAAGAGUAAAUCAGAGAAACAAGUCCAAGAACUACUGCAGAAGAUUGAAGAAAUGAUGAAGAAGAAUGGAUGGAAAUUUACCAUGAAACAAAUGAGGAGAAAUGACAGCAAAAGAGGUCCUCCUAUCACAUUUUCAGGAGAGUCUCCAGCCAAAAUUCCUGAGAGGACAGAUCUCAGACUGGUUCUGCUGGGAAAAACUGGAUCUGGGAAAAGUGCAGCAGGAAACACCAUCAUCGGCAGAAAUGUGUUUGAAACUUCAGCUGGUUCAAAAUCUCAGACAAAACAGUGUCAGUCAGAAACUACAGUGAGGUUUGAUAAAGAGAUCACAGUGAUCGACACUCCUGGACUUUAUGAUACUGAACUCAGUGAAGAACAGGUUCAAAAUGAAAUAGUGAAAUGUGUAACAUUCACUUCUCCAGGACCACACGCUUUUAUUAUCGUCAUUAGAGUGGGUCGAUUCACUGAGGAGGAGAAAAAUACAGUGCAAAAUCUCAAAGUAGUGUUUGGAGAACAGGUACUAAAAUACACCAUGAUCAUCUUCACCCACAAAGAUCAGUUAGAGGAGGAAAAUAAAACCAUUGAGCAGUAUCUGCAGGACGGUGAUCCAGAGCUUAAAAAACUUGUAGAGAGUUGUGGAAAUCGAUUCUUCUGUCUGGACAAUAAGUCUGCCAGUUUCCCACAGUUCAAAGCUCUGAUCAGUAAAAUAGAGAAGAUGGUGGCAAAAAACAGAGGAACAUACUUCACCAAUGACCUGUUUGAGAGAACAGAGAAACACAUUCAGAAGAUUCAGAAACAGAAACUGGAUAAGAAAAUUAAGCAGCACAAACAGCAGCACAAACAGCUCAAUAAAACAGAUUGGCAGGAAAUAUAUUGGAGUUUAGUUGAGGAGUCACGACGGGAAGCUGAGCUAAAAUUGACCAGUGAGGAGGCUGAGAGUGCAGGAGCCCGUGGUUUUAGGGCAGUUAUACAUGCAUUCAGAAAGAUGUGUGCGAUUCAGUGAAAAACCACAGUGAUUACACACACACACACACACAAUAUAUAUAUUAUGUAGCCAAUAGGGGUUAUUAUGCGUAACGCAGAACCUGAUUUUUCAAGUACAGCAUGUUCCUGGAUCAACAUCUUUGUUGACCCUGGAACAACAUUGUGAUUAACCAAUCAGAUUUGAAAAAAAAAACAGUUUAUAGUUUUUGAGAAGUUUAGGCUUACAAUCAGUGUUUGGUGCUUGUACAUCAGUGUCAUUCAUCUAUUAUUUCCUCUGAUUUUAGGGAUUUACUCAUGGGUAAGAUUAGGUUUAGGUGUAGGGAUGUGGUCAAGAUUAAAUUUUUUGAUUAAAAUGUUGUUCCAGGGUCAAGCAAAAACGUUGACCCAGGAACACAUCUAACUCAGCAAAAUCAGGACGUGUUAUGCGUAACAGACGUCCGUAUUCUGUUAAACUGGUCUCAUCAUUUCCAGUUCAAGCGUUUUGUAUAUGCUUCGUUAAAUAUGAGGCUGUUUUACUCAAGAUGCCUUCAAAGUAGAUACCAAAGAUAAUAAUAGCCAUUGUCCAUCAGAUAUUAGGAUUGAUAUCUAAAGUUUUUUAUUUAUUUAUUUAUAACAUUUAGAUAUAAAAAUGGAACUGUCAACAAUAAAAGGAGCCACCUAGUUUAAUGGAUUAUCUUUGAAGUCCAUAGAUAUCAUCGUUAUUUAGUUCAAUGCUGAUCCAGUUCAGUUCAAUAACUUUGUAAAUUCCAUCAAUUAUGAAACAAAUGUCAUUUAAUGGUAAAGCAGAAGGCAAUAUUCGUCAGUGCUCUCAAAUCAAUGGUAUCACUGAAUAUUAAGUGUCUUUCCAACCCCAACGAUUCAAGCCAAAGGUGACAGUGAAAAAAGUAUAAACUCGGUUAGUGACAGAAAUGGAGAAACCAGGCUCAGAAGUCUCAGUUCUGUCAGAUCAUAAUGCAUCACAAAUUUUGGUUAUAUGAACAUUUACACAAACCUUAAUAUCUCAGCUCAAGAUGGUUGUAGAAUGAUCUUUUUUAAAGCAGUCAGCUUCACGACACAUGGACUUCUAAAGAUGGACUGACCCUUGAGAGAACUGCUUGAGAGAACCGCUUUUAUGAUAGAUCUUUUUACUGAUUUGCUGUAGUUUCUCCAGCUGUGCUGAAGUGAAGCAAAUAUGUAAAACCACUUCAGUUUGAGCUGAACUGAAGCUGGACCACACACUUUUAUUAUUGUCAGUAAAGUGAGUCAAUUCGCUUAAAAGGAGAAAAGA